This is a messenger RNA of Penicillium nucicola, 1722 nucleotides long. Its product is annotated as PPIL2 family peptidylprolyl isomerase. The record is from RefSeq and is a predicted model, not a curated record. The transcript is spliced from 4 exons. Gene Ontology annotation, cellular component: catalytic step 2 spliceosome. Gene Ontology annotation, molecular function: ubiquitin-ubiquitin ligase activity; peptidyl-prolyl cis-trans isomerase activity. Lineage: Eukaryota; Fungi; Ascomycota; Eurotiomycetes; Eurotiales; Aspergillaceae. Gene Ontology annotation, biological process: protein polyubiquitination; protein folding; protein peptidyl-prolyl isomerization. Bases 1 to 1722 code for a protein of 573 amino acids.
AUGGGAAAAGGAACGGAUAAGCUAUACAUCACACACUCAGAGUGGGCAUCCGAAGAUGCCUUCUCGGCUAGCGCAGGCGCGGGCGUCUCCAAAGCCAAAAAGGGUGGCCCGCACGCCGCAUUCAAACGCCUGCCAUUCAAUUUCUGCUCCCUUUCCCUCCAACCUUUUUCGCAUCCCGUCUGCACAUCUACCGGCACACUAUUCGAUCUCACAAACAUUCUGCCAUGGAUCAAAAAGCACGGAACGAACCCUGUUGAUGGUUCGCCGUUGAAGGGUUCUGACUUGAUUAAGUUGACUAUUGCGAAGAACGAGGACGGUGACUACGUUGACCCGGUUACGUUCAAAAUUCUGACCGACAACACGCAUAUCGUCGCGCUACGUAACACGGGAAACGUCUUUGCUUGGGAUACUGUGGAACGAUUGAACAUCAAGGGCAAAUUGUGGCAUGACUUGGUAACGGAUGAAGAAUUCAGCCGCAAGGAUAUUAUCACGUUGCAGGAUCCGCAGAAUAUCGAGUCGCGCAAUCUCAGCUCGUUCAAUUAUAUCAAAGAAGGGGAGGCUGGACUGGUUGAGGAGCAACAGGCUUCGGGCAGCGUCAACACCGCUGCACUUGGCAACGCAGCGAAGAUCUUAAAAGCGAAAGAGGCCGUUGCUAAGGCGCGCUUGGAACGCUCUCAGCAGGCUGGUUCUGCCGCAGCUGGCUCCAAGGCUCUUUCAAAGACCGGCGCUGCAAAUUCAACUACCAAGACUGGAGGUUUGCAAGGCGGAAAGCCGACGCCUUACAAUGCUGCCAAAUUCACUACCGGAAAGGCUGCUGCUUCUUUUACCAGUACUGGUUUGACACCACACACAUCUGCCGAGCUUGCGCUACUAUCAGAGGAGGAAUACAUGCUGAAGCGUGGCCGGGUGAAGGCUAAAGCUUAUGCUCGGAUCGUGACCACAUCUGGGCAUUUGAACUUAGAGCUGUAUCCCGAAUACGCACCCAAAGCUGUGUGGAACUUUAUUCAGUUGGCCAAGAAGGGAUACUACAAGGAUGUCCCCUUCCAUCGCAAUAUCAAAGGCUUCAUGCUCCAGGGUGGUGACCCGACUGGAACCGGACGAGGUGGUGAGAGUAUCUGGGGGAAAUACUUCGCCGAUGAGUUCGAGGGUCCCUUGAAGCACGAUGCCCGAGGAACACUAAGUAUGGCCAACAAGGGCAAGAAUACCAACAGCAGUCAAUUCUUCAUCGCUUACCGUGCUCUCCCUCAUCUCAACCUCAAACACACCAUCUUUGGUCGUAUCAUUGACGACCCAACCCCUUCAUCUGUUACCCUGAACGCACUUGAAAGCCACCCUGUGGAAUCAUCCACCAACCGACCAACACCCGAUGUACGGAUCAAGGACAUCACCGUCUUCGUAGAUCCAUUCGAAGAUUUCCUAGCCCAGAAACGUGCAGAAGAAGCACGGAGCUCGGGAGCCGUUCAGCCCGAGGAAGACGAUGAGGCCUCGCGUCGUGUCGACGAUGACCGUGUCACCUGGACUGGCAAACGAGUUCGCGGUACCGGUGCCUCAUCCGGGGAUGGUGACUCUGGCGUUGGAAAGUACUUGAAGGCUGCCCUGGCGGAUCGAGAUGGACAAGAGGAGGAUGAGGUUGUUGAGUAUGUGGACGAAGAGCCAGUUCCCGAGCCUGCUCGUAAGAAGGCCAAGGGAGCAGGAGGCUUUGGUGAUUUUAGUUCGUGGUAA